Panicum hallii is the source of this 1183-nucleotide messenger RNA. RefSeq lists its product as uncharacterized. Gene Ontology annotation, molecular function: zinc ion binding; ubiquitin-protein transferase activity. The record is from RefSeq and is a predicted model, not a curated record. Lineage: Eukaryota; Viridiplantae; Streptophyta; Magnoliopsida; Poales; Poaceae. Gene Ontology annotation, biological process: protein ubiquitination. The transcript has 8 exons. Bases 174 to 836 code for a protein of 220 amino acids. Gene Ontology annotation, cellular component: membrane.
UAGCUUGGAAUAUUAGGAUAAUAAAAAGGGCAAGCUAUCCCAUUUUAAUAUAUUUCUUCUCCCCUCUUCCCUCUUCUUGUUCUUGGAGUUGUUGGUCUCCCCAGAGCUAAAAGGCCCCGCCUUUUGGCUCGUUCUCAGACUCACCACCUGCUCCAAGAAAAGCUUCGUGGGAGAUGGCGCGCACCGAGAAGGUUGCCGGCGAUGGCUGCUCCGUCGGCGAGGGCCACGUAGAGGUGGAGGUCGGCGUGGGGGUGGACGGCAAGGGGGUUAUUGAGUGCCGGAUAUGCCAGGAGGAGGGCGAGGAGGACGCCAUGGACUCACCCUGCGCCUGCACUGGCACGCUCAAGUUCGCCCACAGGAAAUGCAUACAGAGAUGGUGCAACAAGAAGGGGAACAUUACAUGUGAAAUCUGCAACCAGAUUUACUCACCAAAUUAUGUCCUCCCUCCACCCAAAUGCUGUUCAGAUGAAAUGGACAUGGAUCUUAGGCAAAACUGGGUUGGAAGAAUCGAUACUCAUGAUUCUCAUUUUUUAGCUAUUGCCAUCGCAGAGCAGCAGCUGCUGCAAGCUGAAUUUGAGGAUUGUGUAUCCACAAGUUCUAGUGGUGUUACAUGCUGCCGAACCAUUGCUUUAAUUUUGAUGUUCCUUUUGCUUGUGCGCCAUGUAAUUGUAAUUGUGAGGGACGUUAGCAUGCUACAAGAUGCAACAGUGCUGUUCAGUGCAACUCUUCAGUUUGCGGGAUUCUUUCUUCCCUGUUAUGUGAUAGCACGUUCUUGCUAUGCUUUGCAACACCGGAGACGAAGACAGGACUAUUCACUUCAAUCCGGUGCUGCUUGAUUGAAACCCUCUGGUUCCAUUCAAAAUCCAGUCACUGCUUUCUGCUGUAUAGGGACUUAUCAGAACCUUGAAGAACACCAGACGUACCAACUGAAACACCAUCUUGGCACCAGGCUACCAAGUAACCAAGAUGGGAGCUUGCAAAGUAACGCUUCCCGUUGCUUGGAGCCACUGCGAAGCAUUUGGUUUCUCCCCUGAAAACGUAGGCGGUUUAGGACGCGAUGUAGCGAGAACAGCCCUCGUGAAGCUCAACUGUACAUACGAGAACAAGGCCUUUUUACAGCUGCAAAACAUGUAACCUCACACAUUUCUAUUGCGAAUAAAGAACAAGCAAUGACCGCCCACCA